Paramecium sonneborni is the source of this 2250-nucleotide messenger RNA. Lineage: Eukaryota; Ciliophora; Oligohymenophorea; Peniculida; Parameciidae. The record is from the annotation of a GenBank genome assembly.
AUGAAAAAUGAAUCAAAUUAGUAAUGCAAAGGACAAAAGCAUUAAGAAGAUAUAAUUGGAAUAUGCUUAUCUUUAACAUGCAAUAAUAAUUCUCCUUUUUGUUAUAAUUGUAUAAAAUAAUUCCAUUCCCAACAUUAAAAUGAUUGUAAAACUUUUAAAAAUUUAUCUAAAUUGAUUAAUCAAAAUUAAAAAGUCCAUUCAUAGUUUAUUUUAUAACUAAAAGAAUUUAAGGCUAAAUUUGAUGAGUUUAUCACAAAUAUCAUUUAAAAAAUAGAAGAUUAAAUCAAAAGUUUAAAAUAAAUUGAUUAGCAUAUGAAAGAAGGGCCAAACCUUCAUAAGGAAAUAGAUAUAGAUUUCCUUAAACAUUAAAAUAAUAUAAUUGAAAAGGAGAUGGAAUGUAAAACAUUAUUUUAAUAAAAAAAAGCAUAAUUUAUGAGCAAUUUAAAUUCUAUAAUGGAUUCUUUAUAGAAAUUAGAGUAAAUGAUAUUACAAAAUCCAAAUCUAAAAGUUGCUAUCAAUCAGAAUUUAAAUCAAAUAGCAUUUUAAAAUUAAGAUAUAGUUGAUGUAAUGAUUCAAUAAGGUAAGUGUUUAACAUUUUAAAAUUAGGAAUCGACUUAUUUAUUACAAAUGAUUAUCAAUAAUCAUUAGAAAUAUUUGAAUAAGUUCUGAAAAUUGAACCAACUUGUUCAGAGGCUCUGAAUUGGAAAAGUAUUAAAUUUAUGAUAUUAAUAGUAUAAAUUUUAAUGUAAAAGAAAGAAUUUGAGAGUGUUAUCGAAAUUUGUGAUCAAAUCAUAUCUUAAAACUCUUAAUGUUUUUAAUUUUAUUUAAAAAAAGGUAAUAAAAUUAAUAUUAUUAACAGGGGAAGCAUUAUUACUAUUAAAAUAAUAUUAAUAAGCUAUGGAAAAUAUUAUUAAAGGAUUUUUGAUAAAUUCUUAAGGAACUCUUUCAUUACUUUUUUAAAAUAAUAAAAUGAAUGGUCAAUAAAACAAAAACCAAAUUUCAUCAUAGGAAAUGAAUGAAAUGAAGAGAACAGUUUUAUCAAUAUUUGGAGAAAAUUAAGAAUAAGGUAAAAUGUUAUGAUUAAAUUUAAAUGAGAUUCGUCCUGAGCAAAUUAUUACAUAUUUUUAAAAGAUAAAAUCUAUUCCACUAGAUGAUUAAUAAGCAAUUGAAGGUAUUAAAUAAUUCAAAUAAAAGAUAAAAAAAAAGAAUAAAUUUUACUAAAUCCUUAUUAAUAAUCAUAAAUAAACUAAUUCGAGAGUUUUCUAAAUAAUUUCUUGAUAUAAUUCUUUGAGAAUUAAUAAAAUGAAUAAAAACUAGUAUAUGUAAAUAUAAAAAGAAUUCCGAAAUAUAGUUAUAAAAUGAUUCAACAAAAUCCAAGAAAAUCGAUAAUUCAGAAAUUAGUUCUCAUCUUUAAUAAGGUGAUAAACUAAUUAAAUUAAAAGAUUACUAGUAGGCUAUUAAAUAUUUUGAUAAAAUCAUAGAAAUCGAUCCUAAUAAUUGGAUUGCACAUAAAAAUAAGGGUUAAAAAUAAAAUAUAAUUUAGCAUAAUGUUUAAACUUUAUGGAUCAGCAUGAAGAAGCUAUAAAAAUUUCANAUAAUGGAUUCUUUAUAGAAAUUAGAGUAAAUGAUAUUACAAAAUCCAAAUCUAAAAGUUGCUAUCAAUCAGAAUUUAAAUCAAAUAGCAUUUUAAAAUUAAGAUAUAGUUGAUGUAAUGAUUCAAUAAGGUAAGUGUUUAACAUUUUAAAAUUAGGAAUCGACUUAUUUAUUACAAAUGAUUAUCAAUAAUCAUUAGAAAUAUUUGAAUAAGUUCUGAAAAUUGAACCAACUUGUUCAGAGGCUCUGAAUUGGAAAAGUAUUAAAUUUAUGAUAUUAAUAGUAUAAAUUUUAAUGUAAAAGAAAGAAUUUGAGAGUGUUAUCGAAAUUUGUGAUCAAAUCAUAUCUUAAAACUCUUAAUGUUUUUAAUUUUAUUUAAAAAAAGGUAAUAAAAUUAAUAUUAUUAACAGGGGAAGCAUUAUUACUAUUAAAAUAAUAUUAAUAAGCUAUGGAAAAUAUUAUUAAAGGAUUUUUGAUAAAUUCUUAAGGAACUCUUUCAUUACUUUUUUAAAAUAAUAAAAUGAAUGGUCAAUAAAACAAAAACCAAAUUUCAUCAUAGGAAAUGAAUGAAAUGAAGAGAACAGUUUUAUCAAUAUUUGGAGAAAAUUAAGAAUAAGGUAAAAUGUUAUGAUUAAAUUUAAAUGAGAUUCGUCCUGA